CCGCGACUCCCCCGGGACCUCCGCCUCCCGCCGACGCCCCGCCGAGGCCAGAGGUAGCUGGGAAGGACCAUGGCUGACGUCCCCCCCGCGUCUCAGGAGUCCCAGGACAGACGCCUGGCCCGCAGAGGGACGCUGAGACAGAAGAAAGUGCACGAGGUGAAGGGCCACAAAUUCGUCGCCCGCGUGUUCAAGCAACCCACCUUCUGCAGCCACUGCACCGGCUUCAUCUGGGGGUUAGGGAAACAAGGCUACCAGUGCCAAGCUUGCUCUUUUGCGGUUCACAAGAGGUGCCAUGAAUCUGUUGUUUUCCCUUGUCGGGUUUCGGACAAGGGACCCGACACUGAUGACCCCAGGAGCAAGCACAAGUUUAAAGCGCACACUUACUGGAGGCCCACCUUCUGUAAUCACUGUGGGUCGCUGCUGUAUGGAAUGAUCCGUCAAGGGAUGAAAUGUGACACGUGCAGUAUGAACGUGCACCACCGCUGUGUGGUCAAGGUCCCCAGCCUCUGCGGGAAUGGACCACACAGAGAAGAGGGGCAGUCUGCCUGAAGGCCGAGGUCACUGGCGAAAAGCUCACUGUCACAGAUAGCCAAGCUGACAGUGACAUGGCUUCUCUCUCUCCUGCUGAAGAUGAUCUCAAGCUCCUGGAUUCUUUGCACAGGGACCUCAGUCCAUUCACUUUGACUUCAGUGACUCCUGCCAUGAAGAAGCAUUCUUCAAAUGGCCUUUGCAUGCUUGCACCUCUGAGAAGGGGAGAAACAAAUUAUUUCUGGGGCCUCUUUCAAGAGUACCCCGUGAGUAUGUAGGGACAUUGACAUUGACUGAGCCUAUGCAGAAUUUUAAUUGCUUCUAAUUAUAGGAUUAUCAUUUAAGCACAAGAUUAAUUGCCAUGAAAUUAUUGCAAUGAACUUGAUCUUCUAGAAAGUAAGUGCAUUAGCCAAGUGAGGAAUCUCAUAGAAGAUUGCAGAUGACUUUUAAUCACUUCUGUGGAAACUUUCUUUUAACUCGGAUGGGGGAGGAGGUGUUACAGGGAUCAGGAUGGAAGUGGAAACAAAGAGCUGAUCAAGGCCCCUUUUGCUAUCCUGCCAAAAGGUUGGAAUAUUUGAGUAUUCAGUGUUUGAGUUUCAUUUGGUUCAGCCAUGAAAAUGCCUCCAAAUAGCCCUGGCCUGUGUAGCUCUGUUGGGCAUCAUCCUGUGCACCCAAAGGUUGCAGUUCUACUCCCGAUUGGGGUAAAUGCCUGGGCUUGUCGGUUCGAUCCCUGGUGUUUCACUCUUGCAUCAAUGUUUCUCUCUCUCCCUCUCCCUUACUCUCUCUAAAAAAAAAAAAAAAAAAAAUCAAUAAAAAAAUUUUUUAAAAAGAAAGUGUCCCCAAAUAAAGGCAGAGAUAUUGCCUCUCGAAUUCAAAAAUAUAAAGGAGUUAUUUUCUCCCAGUCUGUGGCAUGCCUUCUUAUUCUCUCAGUCUCUUGAUUUUCUUUUCUUUUUUAGUAGUGUAUAGAGAGAAUAAUGAUAUAUAAUUGUUUUCCAAAAUAAAUGUUGGCAAAUUGAAAAGUGUAAUAGAGAAAAGAUCCAUUUACAAUAAAGGUAAAAUAAAAAACGA
Molossus molossus (Pallas's mastiff bat) is the source of this 1596-nucleotide messenger RNA. RefSeq names its product protein kinase C alpha type-like. NCBI's taxonomy places the organism in Eukaryota, Metazoa, Chordata, Mammalia, Chiroptera, Molossidae. Gene Ontology annotation, molecular function: protein serine/threonine kinase activity; ATP binding. Gene Ontology annotation, biological process: protein phosphorylation. Bases 70 to 549 code for a protein of 159 amino acids. The transcript has a single exon. The record is from RefSeq and is a predicted model, not a curated record.